Molecule: messenger RNA, 1150 nt
Organism: Apus apus (common swift)
Lineage: Eukaryota; Metazoa; Chordata; Aves; Apodiformes; Apodidae
Product: ferritin light chain-like
Exons: 3
Coding region: 5-823 (272 amino acids)
Biological process (GO): iron ion transport; intracellular iron ion homeostasis
Cellular component (GO): cytoplasm
Molecular function (GO): ferric iron binding; ferrous iron binding
Source: RefSeq, a predicted model, not a curated record
CGCCAUGGCCGAGCCGCGCUCCAAGCGGCCCCGCGUCACCCUGCCCGCCUGCCCCGCGCACCGCCCGCUGCCCGGCAGCCGCGUCCGGCAGGGCUUCCCGCCCGCCGUGGAGGAGGGCCUGUGCGGGGUCACCGGCGCCCUGCUGGAGCUCGCCUACAGCCUGCAGGCGCUGGGUGAAUAUUUUGACCAGUCGCAUGUUGCUCUACCAAAUGUUUCAAAGUUCUUCUUGCAUCAAGCUCUGGAAGAGAGAAAAGCCGCAGAGGCUUUGAUGAAGUAUCAGCAAGAAAGAGGAGGCCAUUACUGUUCUAAAACUAUCCAGAAACCAAACUGUGACUAUGCGGUCGGUCUGAUGAAAGCCCUGGAAUUAGCAAUGGUACAGUGGAAAACUAUGAUACGAUAUUUUGAAGAGCUUUAUGCCCUGAGUAUUGAAAAUGCAGACCCUCAUAGCGCAAGCACUAUCAAGAAACAAUUUAUCGGGCCCAAAAUCCAGAAGAUCAAGCUGAUGGGAGAUCUACUGACCAACGCUCGCAGGCUUGACUGUUCCCAAGAUGGCAGAAACAGUCUUGGGGAUUACUUUAUGGACCGGUUGCAGAAAGAGUUCAGAACAGGAAUAGAGCCAGAGUCUAGUCAGCACUGCAGCCCCUGCCUGCCUCUCCAGCAGUGUACAGGAGCUGCAGAGGGUAUGAAGCGACCCCAGAGAGAAUCUUUCCAGCACAGAAAUGGCAUAGGGCCAAUCUAUGCAACCAUACACUGCACCACCACACUGCCACACUGCCACGACGGGACAGGAGCAAAAGUGAAGCAGGGCAGGGAGGGACUUUAAUGCUGUGGCUGCUGCAGCUAUGGGGCUGCUCCUAAGGCAGACCUGUACAGAGCGUGGCCUUGAGACCAAAACUCAGGAGAUAGGAUGCUCUAUUGCUCCUCCUGCUUUACAACCUGCCCCCUCAACCUCUGUUGAGUAACAGCUCAAAAUCUAGCUCAUACCAUUAUUUUGUUUAAAUUAUAGCAAGAUUGCUAGUUACUGAGGCUGUUGGCAUUAGUCACACUUUUAUCUACAUAAUGCUUCCUAGAAGUCAAAAGCUUUUAAGCCUCUUUUGUCUCAACGAGUAGUCAGUGCAAAUUAUUUUUAACAGUAUAUGUAACUUUUAUU